This is a messenger RNA of Rhipicephalus microplus (southern cattle tick), 3464 nucleotides long. Its product is annotated as protein TAPT1 homolog. NCBI's taxonomy places the organism in Eukaryota, Metazoa, Arthropoda, Arachnida, Ixodida, Ixodidae. The record is from RefSeq and is a predicted model, not a curated record. Gene Ontology annotation, cellular component: endoplasmic reticulum membrane; ciliary basal body. Gene Ontology annotation, biological process: positive regulation of cilium assembly.
CCAGAGAAAAAAUGUCACUAUGGUGGAUGUGGCGCACGCAUUCAGCGAAGAUAUCAAUGAACCACAAGAGCCGCACCAAAGUGGCGGAGACACCGAUGUCACCGCUGACAUUCAGCUAGAAGAUGUUAAGCCCAGUCCUGAAUCAAGGCCGAGCAAAAAUGUGCCACGCAGAACAGAUAGGCGUUCACUGUGGUCAUACUUGCAUGGGGAGGUCCGACGUGGCUACCAACUGGAAGAGCAGCGGUAUGAGAAGCGCCGAGAGAAGUUCUACGCUUUCUUCCGAAUCCCUCGAGCCCUGGAGAUCUUCGUGGGCUAUGGGUUUUUACAGUGUGCAGAUGCUUUCUUGUCAGUGCUGACGCUACUGCCCGUGCGCUUCACACUGGCCGUGGGCUUGUUUGGAGCGCGGCUGGUGGGUCGACGACGACUGCAGCCAGCCGAGUCAUGUGACCUGCUCAAGGGCCUUGUACUUCUAGGCACGUGGCUGCUUGUGUCCCAGGUGGAUAUGUCCAUGCUGUACCACAUCGUCAAGAGCCAGUCCGUCAUCAAGCUGUACAUCUUCUUCAACAUGCUCGAGGUAGCAGACAAGCUGUUCUCAUCCUUUGGUCAGGACAUUCUGGAUGCCCUGCUGUGGACAGCAGCAGAACCAGAGCAGCCACGAGCACGCCGCCGCCUGGUGCUCUUAGCACAAUUUGCCGUGGCCCUGGCCUAUGUUCUGCUUCACUGUGUGCUGGUGAUGCUUCAGGCAACAACCUUAAGUGUCGCAAUCAACUCCCAAAAUAAGGCCCUGCUGACCAUCAUGAUGUCAAACAAUUUCGUGGAGCUCAAAGGCAUGGUGUUCAAGAAGUUUGCCAAGAACAACCUGUUCCAGAUGGCUUGCAGUGAUGUCCGUGAGCGAUUCCACUACGUGGUGCUCCUGUUGAUGGUGAUUGUGCAGACAAUGCGGGAGUACAGCUGGCAGCAGGAGCAGCUCCUGAACCUGCUAGGAGACUGCAUGAAAGUCAUGGCUGCUGAAGUUCUGGUCGAUUGGGUCAAGCAUGCCUUUGUCACGCGCUUCAAUGCGAUAUCAUGGCAGGUCUACCAAGAGUAUCUGGCCAGUCUGGCUUAUGACCUGGCCAGUAGCAAACUAAACACGGCACCCUCGGACCACGGGGAUCUGGUGUCACGCCGGCUCGGCUUCACACCUUUGCCUUUAGCAGCCCUGGUGUUGCGAGUGAUGGCGUGUCCCCCUAGCUCAUUGCGACUAGCCAUUCUCGCAUAUCUCUGUCUGUGCAGCAUGAAGGUGCUGCUGAACCUGGUGAUCCUAGGCCUUGCCUGCAGCAUUGUUGAGAAGCACCGGCAGACAUUGCAAGAAGACUCCCCGGUGAAAAAGCCACGAAGGCCCCAGUCCUCAGAAUAAAUAUCCAUCAUCACACACCGAGCACGGCACGUUUACAUCAUCAUGCAGCGCCGAGGCGAUUUCGAGUUGGUCGAUGAGUGUUCAUUAAAGAAAGUAUUGUUGCACGUUCUUAAAUUGAGAGGUUUAUGUGAACAAUUUGUGAACACUGUUCAGGAGGUAUUGAUAGGCUGGUUGAUCACUCAUUAUUGCAUAUUUUAAUUGCAGCACCUUUGUUAAGGCAGAUGAAAUAAUGUAAACCAUAUAAGCACUCGCAUUUGUGGUUUUUGUUAUUUACCAGCUCAUCUAUGCCUUACUCAGAUGGUUGUUAUUGAAAUGGUAUCGUAUAUUUCAAGUCGUGAAGAAUCUUUUUUUUUUUAUAUAGAAACGCUUAUAGUGAUAACUGUUGGAGCAGCAUAGUGAAUGUGGAUUCACACAGUCGCAUGUACAAUCGUGAGCAAUAUGAACUCGAACACGCGAAUGCGUGUCGAAUAGCCUCAAACCCUAUAUUGGCUGAUUUGCAACUAGCCGCUGUGACAAACAAAAUGAAAAGGGCAGUGUGCUUACGCUAGCUGUUGACACUCCCUGCUCGAUAUCGUUGCUGCAAAACGCAGCUUAUAGUAGUGUGUCAAGGGCUAGUGGCUGCUGUUGGUGAUAUGAAUUCACAUCAAAGCGCACAGCCAUAACCAGUUGACCUAGCAGGCUAUGCAGCUACACAAAUAUCGGCUGUGACGUAGCCGGUUGCGAUGCACAGGCCGUGCUUUUAUUGCAUCUAGAUGGUGUUCGCUGAGCAUUUUGAUACGCAUCCCUGUUUUCGGUGAAUUUUUCAUUUUCGUGUUAUCAUUGCUAGCGGCGGAAGGCACACGAUAAACUGCUAUUUCACAGCAACGAUCAUGCGAGUAUAGUAAUAUGGAAGUGCCAACAGUCAGCAGAAGAGCACCCUCCUUUCCCUCCAGUUUCGGCAGUGCCAGCCUCGUAUCACAUUAUCUGUACUUUGAGGCCCUUGGCGAUACACUCGCACGUUCGAACUCGUAUUGCUCACGAUAGUACGCUAAAAUGGUAGCACUCAUGUAAAUGUAACACAAGUACCAGGCUAUUAGCAAUUGUCUCGAAUAGGAUAAUUUGGUUAUUGUAAGGGUUCCCUGCAACAUUUGAACAUGAUCAGAAAUUUCUCACGGCUCCUGAAAACAUGCAAGCCAAACAUUAUAACUCAGCUCGUGGCCUGGAAUUCACAAUUCUCGAACUCAUCUAGGAAUUGCUGACUCUAUCCUCGACAAAUUAUGCCAUAAACCCUCAUGACCUGCGCCAUAAACCCGAAGUCCACAGCGCUGAGCUGAUUUGACCAUCAUGAGCUGCAUAGAUACCGUGGCUGUUGCGAAAUGUAGCCACACUGAAAGUGCCUGCACAUUUGAAGAAAAAUUUAAAAUGCUCGUUAAUGAACAGACAUAGCUGUUGCCUCUUUGACAUUCCUCAUCUGCAUAGCUUUCAGCACACUUGCCGGUACAAAAAGAGGGAAAAAGUGCUUGAAGUGAGCAGCAGAUCCCAGUAACUCAGCUCAUACUCGGCCGAUUUUAAAGGGUUCUGCAACACUUUUUUAAAUAACCUUGAUCUGUAAUAGAUUCAGUGAAAGAGCUUAUUGCCUCACAAUUUGACUGGCACAAGAACUUUUAGAAUCCGUUCAGUCCGAGCGAAGUUACAAAGAUUUGUUGCAAGCUGCCAUUCCUUUCUCUCUUCUUCGUACCGACGAAAGUAUGGGAAGUUAAGCAGGGAAGGAUGGUACGGGGGGAAUAAGGUACAUCACAUGCACCUUGUGACCUUGAGCACUUUCUCUUCGAAUGCGCAGCUUUUCAGAACGAUUGCAUGGACACAUUGCGAUCUCCCGCUGCGGCCCCUGUAACUCACGAGUGCGCCUUGUUCAAAUCGGCUAUUGGCGUGAUGCUUCGGCCUAUGGCACUAUGAUUUUUAAUAUAUGGCAUCAUUUUUAAAAGCAGAGAAAGCGAUUUCAAGCCGACUUUAAGAAUUUAUUGUAAAUUCCAGUCCUUUCUUCGUCCGUGUCGUAUUCGCGCAUUAAACAUGAAGUAUGUUAAACCAA